This is a messenger RNA of Pollicipes pollicipes, 803 nucleotides long. Its product is annotated as UPF0047 protein YjbQ-like. Lineage: Eukaryota; Metazoa; Arthropoda; Thecostraca; Pollicipedomorpha; Pollicipedidae. The record is from RefSeq and is a predicted model, not a curated record.
AUGGCGUCCCCCAAGGGGGCCGUUCAUAUUGGAUCCGCGUGGAUUCAAAAGAGAAUCAAGCUUAGGCCCCAAAAAAGAGGCAUCCAUUUGGUGACAGAUGAAAUUUUGAGGCAUUUGCCAGAGAUUAAAAAGUUUUCAGUAGGGCUAUGUCACGUUCAGAUACUACACACAUCAGCAAGUUUGUCAUUGAAUGAAAAUUGGGAUCCAAAUGUUCGCGUGGAUAUGGAGACCAUGCUUAACAAAAUAGUGCCUGAGAACCUCCCAUACAAGCACUGCGCCGAAGGUCCUGACGAUAUGCCAGCGCAUGUAAAAGCAUGCUUUCUGGGCUCUUCGCUGACGGUUCCUAUCACCGAUGGCCGAUUACAUGUAGGAACGUGGCAGGGCAUCUGGCUGUGUGAGCACCGGGACGAGGCGGGCGCGCGCAAGCUGGUGGUGACGCUGAACGGCUGCCCGCGCGACGGACCCACGCCCAACUCGCCGCUCUCACCGCUGGCGUCGACCAACAGCAGCAGAUAGGCCCGGCCGGCCCCGCCCCCGCCUCAUGAGCCAGCUGAUCACGGCGGCCGCGCCGCCCCUCUCCGCCGCCGGUGGCCGGCCGCGCCGCGUCAGCGCGGCUUGGGAGGCGCCCGCCGGCGUCGCCCCGUGCGCGGAAACGGUGAUCUAGUCGCAAUGAAUUUUAUACUGGCGCUUGUUACGUGUGUUGAGGGUGCGCGGGUGGGCCGUGUGGGGCUGAUGGAUGGUGUGGCCGCUCGGUCGAUCUCACGUGCCGCCGCACCGGUGGGGCUCAGCUGGCGCGGCCACCG